Molecule: messenger RNA, 966 nt
Organism: Thelazia callipaeda (thelaziosis nematode)
Lineage: Eukaryota; Metazoa; Nematoda; Chromadorea; Rhabditida; Thelaziidae
Source: the annotation of a GenBank genome assembly
AUGCUAAAAUGUCGCUUAAGCAUAAUAAAACGCGAAGUUCGACAAUCUCUGACAAACGAGAGUGAACGAAUUGAUGAUAAUUUAAUUGACCGAUGUGUGGAAGUUGGCGUAGGUGCGGUUGGAACUUCGAAUCCAAUUCAACUCAUUGGGGUUGCAUAUAAUUUGUACAAGCAGCAACUUGAGUCAAGCGAUGUUGAGAAGGAACGAGCUGGCCGUAAACAUUUUGCUCUAAAAUUUUUAGAUGAAACAAUGGCUGAAGAAGAUCGUAUUUUCUGCUAUAUUAUGUACAAAUUACCUGAUGGAACACCAACGCCAACAAAAAAAAUCCGAGAAGUUGUCAGUGAUACAAAAUGUAUGGAUUUAGAAGAAUGGAAAGAAAAAGCAUAUUCAACUUUUGCUGCUAUACCACCAGUAAAAGUUGACGUAAAAAUUGUACUUCAAGAUCUUUACAUUGCUUCACUUCGAUCACUCAUCCAUAAUGAUUUUCACAUGUUGAAAGAAAAAGAUAUUGAUUGUCUUGUGGUAUAUUCGGAAUUUUUCGAUUUUGGCUUUGAUUUGCGAAAGAUUCUUCCACUUUUUGAUGAAGAUACAAUGAUCGUUAUUCAGAAUCCAUCAGUUCUUUCUAUUGAGAUUGAUGUUUUUGCUCAAGUGCAUAAAUGGCGAUGUAAAGAGUCACGUGUGUGCAUUGCUUGUGAUACAGAUGGUUUGACGAUUUCGGGACUGAUUUUAGCUCGUUACUUAUCACUUUGCACACGAUGUAGUCAUCAAGAUGCCAUUAAAGCUGUUAAAAUUUCUCAUGAAUCAUUUUUUCCACUGCCAUAUGCUAAGGGCGAAUUUUUAAGCGUUGAAUUUGAGGAAGAAGAAGCAAAUCAGUUCGAGCUUCAAGCUCCAUCUUCCGAUUCAAAGAAAAAUUUCGACCGCUGUAUGCUUCAGAAUUGCAUUCGCGUCUACAGCAACUCACCUUAA